Messenger RNA from Tripterygium wilfordii, 1945 nucleotides. RefSeq names its product calcium/calmodulin-regulated receptor-like kinase 2. NCBI's taxonomy places the organism in Eukaryota, Viridiplantae, Streptophyta, Magnoliopsida, Celastrales, Celastraceae. Gene Ontology annotation, biological process: protein phosphorylation. The coding region runs from base 422 to 1681 and encodes 419 amino acids. The record is from RefSeq and is a predicted model, not a curated record. The transcript has 9 exons. Gene Ontology annotation, molecular function: ATP binding; protein kinase activity.
CUGGAGCGCCCCCGAGUCACGAUUCGCCAAAUUGUGUUCCUUGAAGUCUUGAACCCCUCUGUUCCUUUUUUAUUUUUAUUUUUUUUUUGGGUUUUGUCUUGCUUUUCCUUUUUAUUCCCUGCCAAUAAGCCUCCAAUUAGGACUUGUUCAGUUUCUCUUUCUAGAGUGUGUGAAGAGUUCUUCUUGAACUGGGUCUUCAGCAUUGAAUCUCGACUUGGUUAAAACCAACAAUUAGCCGUGGGAGGUGUACAAGGAGACUGAUCAGCUUGUGGGUUUUCUUCAGUUGACGAGGAUGGAACCGUAUCUUUCAGAUCGAACGAAACAGAUGAUGAUGGAGUGAUACGUCAGGCUAAAUGGCGUGACUGCAGCACUUCUUCCCUCAAUAUGCAUUCAUAUUCUGAAUUCCAAAAGAGACCAAAGAAUGGUUCAUAAAGGUGAUUUGGUUGCUAUUGGAAUCUCUGUUGGUCUGGCCCUCGGUAUCUUGAUAGCUUUACUAGUAUUCUUCAUCAUAAGGUGGCACAAGCGGCGUGCUUAUCUUCGACGUUGUGCAAAUGACCGUUGUAUGACAACUAUUCCAAUACGCAUAAAUGGCUUAGAUACGAGCACUGACUUCAGUGCAUCUCUGGCAAAUGGACCAACUCCUCAGGCAACAAGAUACCCUCAACAAAAUAAUCAGCUUUCUUGGUGGGGUAAUCACAGUAAAGAUCGACUUCCUUCUACUUCAGGCAUACCUCGAUAUUCAUACAAGGAUGUUCAGAAAGUUACGCAGAACUUUACAACUAUUUUGGGACAAGGGUCAUUUGGUCCAGUGUAUAAAGCGACAAUGCCUACAGGAGAAGUUGUAGCUGUGAAGGCACUCGCUUCUAAUUCGAAACAGGGGGAGAAAGAGUUCCAAACUGAGGUAACUCUUCUAGGAAGGCUGCACCACCGGAAUCUUGUGAAUUUACUAGGAUAUUGUGUAGAUAAAGGACAGCGCAUGUUGAUAUAUGAGUUCAUGAGCAAUGGCAGUUUGGCCAACCUUUUAUAUGACAAACAAGAUCGAGUUUUAAGUUGGGAAGAAAGGCUACAAAUUGCUCUUGAUAUUUCACAUGGAAUCGAAUAUCUACACGAAGGGGCAGUGCCACCCGUCAUACAUCGCGAUUUAAAGUGUGCUAAUAUAUUGUUGGACCGGUCAAUGAGAGCGAAGGUCGCUGAUUUUGGACUGUCAAAGGAAGAGGUCUUUAAUGAGUGCAACUCCGGCCUGAAGGGUACGUAUGGCUACAUAGACCCGGUGUACAUAGCAACAAACAACUUCACCAUGAAGAGUGACAUCUACAGUUUUGGUAUAAUCAUCUUUGAGCUAAUUACAGCCAUCCACCCACACCAAAACUUAAUGGAAUACGUUAAUCUAGCUUCGAUGAGUCCAGAUGGUGUCGAUGAGAUACUAGAUGAGCGACUCGCUGGAGAAUGCAACAUUGAGGAAGUGAGGCAGCUAGCUAAAAUUGGUCACAAAUGCUUGCAGAAAUUGCAAAGGAGGCGUCCUUCAAUAGUAGAAGUUUCACAGGCCAUAGUGAAGUUAAAGCAGAGGCGGCUUACUAAGGAAGACACAAUGUCUUUUGCCAGAGAUGAUUUAUCACAACUAGCAAGUAAGAUAGAGGACCAACAGGUGGUGUUGAGUGAGAUGGGGAAGGAGGGUGCUUAACUGAUCACAAGUUUAUUUCUUUCCUUUUUUUGCCUCUGCUUUCUCAUUAUAUCAUUCUCUAGUGAACCUGAUUAUACCCAAUAUAGGAAAACCAUCAAUCCCCUUUUGCCUUAAAGAAGGCCAAGUACACAGAUUUACACAGUAAUGAUAGUGAUCCCAGCAGUUGAUAUCUCAAUUAUCGCAGUUUCUUAGUUAUACGCACAAGAUUUCAUGUGCAUCUUUUGGGACAUGUGAUGAUAAAGAGAGAAACGAAAGUUUCAAGCA